UCCACGGAUGAUCUUGGUAUCAUUUUCAUGAGAGCAGGCAAUGCGGUCUACGCAAUUGAUCUCAAGACCUAUAAGGGAAAGAAGGUAUGCGAGGGCAAAAUCAACACCAUUGUUCCGUACAUGUGCUUCUACACUCCAGAACUGGAAGCUGCUUGUACAGGUGAGGAGCCAAGUGCGGGUGGCUCAAGCGCAUGAAAAAGUUUAGGUGCUCGUGUGAGGCUCUGGAGCAAUGGGGAUCUGGGCAGCAUAGUAAUGGAUUCGAUGUGACGGGGAAUUUUGAAAAAGUUUUUGGUUUUUGGAGUGAACUAAACAAGGCCUCAGUGUCCAAUGGAGAGGAGAUACAGGGGUUGCGCAAGCUGGGCCGAUCUGAGUUUCGAACGGGCCUACACCUCCACCACGGCCCAUCAUCAGCCGUCUUUUUUUUUGUGACUCGUCUUCCCCUGGUUCGUGUCGUGGCAUUUCCCCAAAACCACCCGCAGCAGCAAACCCUCGCUCCGCCGCCGCCGCCGGCUUCGGAGUUCGCCCAAGCAAGCGCCAUGCCGCCGCCUCGUCCUCCACCGCCGCUGGUGGAUGAUCUCGUGGAGGAGGUGCUCCUCCGCUUCCCGCCCAAGGACCCCGCGGCGCUCGUGCGCGCCGCGCUCGUCUGCAAGCGCUGGCGCCGCCUCGUCUCCGGCCCCGGCUUCCGCCGCCGCUUCAGCGAGUUCCACCGCACGCCGCCGAUGCUGGGUAUGUUCUGCAACGGAGAGCUCAUCCGCGUGUCGGACUUCGUGCCCACGACCACCUUCCGCCCGCAUCAUGCCGAGCGGCGCCACAGGCGCGCGCUGGAUGCCCGCCACGGCCGUGUCCUCUUCCAUGGGGAAGGCAGGGGCCUUAGCGUCUGGGACCCCAUCACGGACGAGGAGUGGAAGCUGCCCUUCCCGCCAGAGUACGCGGGGCCGUCGAUGAGCUGGACCGCCAUGGUUCUCUGCUCCGCUGCUGCCGGCGCGGGCGGCUGUGAUCACCUUGAUUGCCACAGUCGACCCUUCAUCGUGGUUUUUGUGGCCUCCUCUGUUUCCAAGGAUCCUGAUGCAGUGGUGACCUUUAUCUACACCUACUCAUCUAAUGCCGCUGCCUGGAGUGAGCCAACCUACAGCCAGCAACCUGCCUGCUUUGUCAAUCCCUGGAUAAGGAGUGCGCUUGUGGGGAAUACACUCUAUUUUGGGCAUAUGUUAAAAAGCAGCACAGCUCUCAAGUACAACAUGCAAUUGCGCCAAAUGUCAUGGAUUCAAGUACCAUCGAUAUGGCCUUUUGGUCGCCUGUCUGCUCUCACAACAACAGAGGAUGGGGGACUGCGGUUCGCUGUUGAACAAGACUGCAAACUCUACAUCUGGUCAACGAAGGAUGCUGAUGAAGUAGAUACUAGAUGGGAACAAAACGGAAUCAUUGAGCUUAACACUUUGCUCCCUCUUGAUGCCGACUUAACCAAACUAGAUACGGUUGGCUUCAUGGAUGAUCUCUGUACCAUUUUCGUGAGCGUGGAUGAUGCAGCCUACGCAAUUGAUCUGAAGACCUAUAAGGCGAAGAAGGUGUACAAGGGCGCAGUCGACACCAUUGUUCCGUACGUGAGCUUCUACACGCCAGCACUGGAAGCAGAUGGUACAGCUGAAGGACCAAGUGCUGGUGGCUCAAGUGCAUGAAAAGCUUAAGGUGCUCAUGUGAGGUUCUCAAGCAAGUAGGUCUAUGGCAGGACAACACUUUUCGCAUCAUUGAGAUUGGUUCUGUCCUUGGGCUUUUGUGUUUUUCAAGUAGUUGUUUAUUUUGAACCUUUUAGCUGUGACUAUGUGCUCCAGAAUUCCAGAAUUCCUGCUUGUGAUGAAAUCCCGACUUCAUAUGUUCCAUGUAAAUUUAUUUCCUUAUUUAUUUAUUGUGCUUCAACA
Messenger RNA from Sorghum bicolor (sorghum), 1916 nucleotides. RefSeq lists its product as uncharacterized. Lineage: Eukaryota; Viridiplantae; Streptophyta; Magnoliopsida; Poales; Poaceae. Gene Ontology annotation, molecular function: protein binding. The record is from RefSeq and is a predicted model, not a curated record. The transcript has 4 exons. The coding region runs from base 192 to 1676 and encodes 494 amino acids.